Paraphaeosphaeria sporulosa is the source of this 1579-nucleotide messenger RNA. RefSeq lists its product as uncharacterized. Gene Ontology annotation, biological process: regulation of transcription by RNA polymerase II. Bases 171 to 1502 code for a protein of 443 amino acids. NCBI's taxonomy places the organism in Eukaryota, Fungi, Ascomycota, Dothideomycetes, Pleosporales, Didymosphaeriaceae. Gene Ontology annotation, molecular function: DNA-binding transcription activator activity, RNA polymerase II-specific; zinc ion binding. The transcript has 2 exons. The record is from RefSeq and is a predicted model, not a curated record.
AAACCUUUUCGAGCGAUACGAGGCCAAUUGGGAAAGCGCCAUGCGGAGAUAGGAGAUAGAGUUCGCUCUCUAUCACUCUUCCCAGAAAAGAACAUACGAACCACAAUGGGUUAACCUGCGACACGAGCAGUCAGUCCUCCCAUAUCACUCAAGAAGGCAGCGCGGGAAAUAUGCAAAGCUUCACCAGCACCUUCAUCCUCACUCCCUCAUCUACCUCCAAUCACUACCCAGUCCUUCAUGAAGUCCCAGAGUUCCUAGCGAAAGAUGCUCACCGGGAGCGACGCGCGCAUUCAAAAUCCAACAAUGGUUGUGCAGCUUGCAAAAGGCGUCGCGUUAAAUGCAACGAAGCUUUCCCAUGCUCAAACUGUGUUCAGCGAAAAGAGCACUGCUCACGGGCCCGGAACCAUAUACAUGAUCGCGUUUCCAAGAGAUCAUCCCAGAACUCCGUCAUACAACAACCUCGCACUCCAGUACUCCAACACCUGUUACCCACCAAUGCCCGUCUGACCCUCACAAACGUCAAGCUCUUCCACCACUUCCAGACCUACACUCGCUCAACACUUCUCCUGCCCGGCCCCGUCUGGCACCUUAUAACGCAUCUAUCUUUCUCCUUCCCUUUCCUCCUCCACGCCAUCCUCUGCAUAUCCGCACGGCAUCUAUCCUAUCUUUGCAGGGAGCGGACAUCACACUAUGCUGGCGUGGCAUCCACACAUCUAACGUACGCACUUUCUGGCUUCCGCAGCUCACUCAGUGUGGAGUCCUCAAAAGCGAAUAUCGACGUGUUCAUGGCGACAGCAUUACUACUGCAGUUCGAGCUGUGGGCUAAUGUCCGCCAUCUUUCUGGCAAAGAAGAGGAUGCAGGGGAAGAUGGUGGAAUAUACGAUCCCGGGACUGACGCGCUAUUCACCUACAGCGCGAGCUUGAAGAACAUUCUUCUGGGAUGCUUCGAACCCAGCGAUGUACACCGGUCGAGCGUGAUGCAGUGGCUGGUCAACGACGGCACGCUGUCAGACGCAGUGCCCGUUGAUGCAGCUACCGCAGCCCAGAUGCGCGACCUCUUUCUAUGCGAACGCAAAGUCGUGCCUGAAGAUCUCUCGCUUGUCGCGUCAACUUAUGCCGACGAUCCGAUCACCAGCAAGCAAUCAGAUCACCAAAGCACUGCAGAUAAUUCCCCAUAUACGGCCGUCAUUGCCGCACUCACGCCCCUCCUCCACCUAACCCAAAUAUCGCACAGAAUCUACUCAUCAUCUCAGCUUACCUCGUCCGCUACAUCAAUAUCAACGAGAAUCGCCCGCCACAUCCUUUGCUUCCCCAUCUUGAGCCGUGGUUUGUUUGGUGGCAAGAUUGCCGCCCGGGAUCCCCGCGCCAUGCUUAUGUUAUACCACUUCUUCCGCGCGGUCCGCGUGCUCUUGGCCGGCGAUGAAUUCUGGUGGGCGGCGAGGCGAGCUGUGGCAUUGGAGCAGGGAUUAGGAACAUUGCUCGGGGAUGGGGAUGAAGGCUGAGAGACGGCAAAUUGGGGCGCGAAAGGGUCGCUAAGAUGUACGAGGCACACUAGUGCAACACGAUAGACUGCAGGAUG